UCCAGCCUGAUUCGCUAGGCCGGCCGUCCGACAGCCCAGGCCGAGCUUCCCUCUGCGCUUGGACCGUGGCCGCGUCCCUAAAUAGCAGGCAUGAGGCUCCCGGGCGCAGUGUCCUCGAGGGCCAGCGGCGGUCAGGACGCACCUGCGCCUAGCGUGUGCUCGGGUGGGAGUCGCUGCCCGGAGCGCAGAACCCAGGCUGGGUGCUCGACAGCGCACAGAAGGCGAGAUUCCUAGCGGGGACCCAGCAGGAGCCAGCGCCUGCCCGCGCAGGAUGAAGGGGGACCUGGCGCUCGCGGGUGCUCUCCUGGGCCUGGCCUUCCUGUCGCUGCUGCCGCCCGGACGGCCCCAGCAGACUGCGGACGACGCCUGCUCCGUGCAGAUCCUCGUCCCCGGCCUCAAAGGGGACGCAGGAGAGAAGGGAGACAAAGGCGCCCCAGGACGGCCAGGGAGAGUCGGCCCCACGGGAGAAAAAGGAGACAUGGGGGACAAAGGACAGAAAGGCAGUGUGGGUCGCCAUGGAAAGAUUGGUCCCAUUGGCUCGAAAGGUGAGAAAGGAGACACUGGUGACAUAGGACCCCCUGGCCCUAAUGGAGAACCAGGCAUCCCGUGCGAGUGCAGCCAGCUGCGCAAGGCCAUCGGGGAGAUGGACAACCAGGUGUCCCAGCUGACCACCGAGCUCAAGUUCAUCAAGAACGCUGUCGCCGGCGUGCGCGAGACGGACAGCAAGAUCUACCUGCUGGUGAAGGAGGAGAAGAGGUACGCGGACGCGCAGCUGUCCUGCCAGGGCCGUGGCGGCACGCUGGGCAUGCCCAAGGACGAGGCCGCCAACGGGCUCAUGGCCGCGUACGUGGCGCAGGCCGGCCUGGCGCGCGUCUUCAUCGGCAUCAACGACCUGGAGCGCGAGGGCGCCUUCGUGUACUCGGACCGCUCGCCCAUGCAGACCUUCAACAAGUGGCGCAGCGGCGAGCCCAACAACGCCUACGACGAGGAGGACUGCGUGGAGAUGGUGGCCUCGGGCGGCUGGAACGACGUGGCCUGCCACGUCACCAUGUACUUCAUGUGCGAGUUCGACAAGGAGAGCGUGUGAGCGCGCCCGGGCGCGGCGAGGUCCUGCUGGCCGUGGCAGGUGGCCGUGGCGCCGCCGGGGCUGUCCCUAACUCCGCAAGGAAGGAGGCU
This is a messenger RNA of Microcebus murinus (gray mouse lemur), 1176 nucleotides long. RefSeq names its product collectin subfamily member 11 (gene COLEC11). The record is from RefSeq and is a predicted model, not a curated record. NCBI's taxonomy places the organism in Eukaryota, Metazoa, Chordata, Mammalia, Primates, Cheirogaleidae.